AUUUGGUUUCGUCGUGGAUAGUGAAGUGCAGUGAAAAGAAAAUUAUGUAAGACAAACAAAAAUAAACCGAAAUUUCAUGUUGUGAGUGCAUUUUAUCCUCAAACGUUAUAUUAGUAUGCCUACUGGGCGAGCUGUCCUGCUGUUGCGGCGUCUUUCGACGGGUGAUAAUAGGUUCAAAAGUCUGAAUUUGAAUCAAAAUAGUACGAAGGAGCCGCUGCUUGGUAACCCGGUGUGCACUCACCGAGAUUUGGUCUUGCCCAAAAGGUUAUCAACAUUUGGACCAAGUAAUAUUACAGUGCCACAACUAACAAGGAGUCUCAGUGACAAUAAGAUCAUAAUGGCAACAUCUACUCCACCUACAGAUCAACCAAAGCAUACCAAUCGUUUAAUUACUGAAAAAUCUCCCUAUCUUCUCCAACAUGCUCACAAUCCUGUGCAAUGGUACCCAUGGUGCCAAGAAGCUAUUGAUAGAGCCAAAAAGGAAAACAAGCUUAUAUUCCUCUCUGUAGGAUACUCUACUUGCCAUUGGUGUCAUGUCAUGGAAAAAGAAUCAUUUGAAAAUGAGGAUGUAGCUAAGGUAAUGAAUGAGCACUUCAUAAACAUUAAAGUAGAUCGUGAAGAAAGACCUGACAUUGAUCGUGUCUACAUGUUGUUCAUACUGGCGACGAGCGGCGGCGGUGGAUGGCCGAUGUCUGUCUUCCUUACUCCUGAUCUACGCCCCGUCACCGGAGGCACAUACUUCCCUCCUGAAGAUCGAUGGGGAAGGCCAGGUUUCAAAACAAUUCUUCUAUCAUUGGCUAAUAAAUGGAAAGAAAAUCAGGAGCAGUUCAUGGAAGCCAGCGUCAACAUCAUGCAAGCACUACAAAAAAUAUCUUUAGUUGACUCUGAAAGUUCUAAUGCUGUACCUGGAGAGGCAACUUGGGAAAAAUGUGUCCGCAGGUACAUCAAUAAUUACUACGAACCAGAAUUUGGCGGAUUUGGAUCAGCACCAAAAUUUCCACAAGCUUCCAUUUUCAACUUUUUGUUCCAUUAUUAUGCGCGUGAUAAAAACAAUGCUGAGGGUAAGAAAUGCUUGGAUAUGUGCUUGUACACUUUAACUAAAAUUGCAAAUGGCGGUAUUCACGAUCACAUUUCCAGUGGUUUCGCCAGGUACUCCGUUGAUAAUGAUUGGCACGUACCUCAUUUCGAAAAGAUGCUCUAUGAUCAGGCUCAGCUGACGGUUGCUUACACUGACGCUUACCUCGCGACAAAAGAUGAGUUUUUCGCUGAUGUUGUCCGAGAUAUAAUUAAAUAUGUAAAUAGAGAUCUGAGGCACCCCUCAGGUGGAUAUUACAGUGCUGAAGAUGCUGACUCUUAUCCUGAGGUAGGAGCUCCGCAUAAGAAAGAAGGAGCCUUUUGCACUUGGCAUUAUAAGGAACUGAAAUCUCUUCUCGAACAUAAGAAAGUCAAUGAUUCACUAUCAUAUUUAGAUGUCUUCUGCGACUACUUUAGUGUAGAAGCUGAUGGAAAUGUAUCUCCUGGAAGUGAUCCUCACGGGGAACUUACCAACCAGAACGUAUUAAUUAUUUAUGGCAGUAAGCAAGAGACAGCUGAGAAGUUUAAACUGUCUAUGGAGCAGUUUGAUCAAGUUAUAAAUGACUGUGUUCAGAUCUUGUAUGAAGCACGUCAAAAGAGGCCCCGUCCACAUUUAGACACAAAAAUGCUGUGUUCUUGGAAUGGUUUGAUGAUAGCUGGUUUAGCGCAAGCUGGUCAGGGCUUAGGAGAGAAACAAUUCGUUGAGGAUGCAAUCAAAACGGCUGAAUUCAUCCAGAAACAUUUGUACGACGAAACGAAUAAAAUUUUAUUACAUUCUUGCUAUAGAGCUGAAGAUGGAACCAUUGCCCAGACUAAGGAACCGAUAAAGGGAUUCUUGGACGACUAUGCUUUCUUGAUCAAGGGCUUGUUGGACUUGUAUGAGGCAUCGUUGGACUACCGCUGGCUAAAGUGGGCGCGUGACUUACAACAGAAACAGAACGAGCUCUUCUGGGACUCUGUCAACGGUGGUUACUACACUUGUUCUGAAGACGACGCUAGUGUGGUGUUACGACUCAAAGAGGAUCAAGAUGGAGCUGAACCUUCAGGUAAUAGCGUGGCCUGCCACAACUUGCAACGUUUGGCAGCGUACGCAGACAAGAGCGCGGCCCCUGAGGGCGGCGAUGGCGAGAGAGAAAUGGCAAUGAAAUUGCUCAAAGCAUUCUCCAAGAGACUCAACGAUGCCCCCACUUCUCUACCGGAGAUGAUGUCUGCCCUCAUGUUUUAUAAUGACUCCCCUACUCAGGUGCUGAUAGCUGGUGGUUUCUCGGACCCGCGUACGCUGGAGUUGGUCCGCGUGGUGCGGUCCCGUCUGCUGCCCGGCCGCGUGCUGGCCGUCGCCGACCCCGCCGCCGAGUCGCCCGCCGUGUUGAGCCGUAUCAGGUCUGUGGGCGACGUCCCGACGGCGUACGUAUGCCGUCGCUACGCGUGCUCACUGCCCGUCACCGACGUCAAGCAGCUCGAGAACUUACUCGACGAGGCGCCCGCCGCGCCCUCUCUCAACACUAAAUGAACUACAUGGAAAAUUGUUCUGUUUUGCAUAAUAUACCCAUUUACUAUUUUACUAAUCAACUAUGUAAUCACUUCCUUUUCAAAGUAAUAAUAUAGGUAAUUAGAUGACUACAUAUUUUCAACCAUUUAUUCUGUAGUGUCAAUCAAGACCGAGCUAAAGAAGUUGAGCUUAGAAGCUGUCAAAUCGUAUCCUAAGUAGAACUUGGUACUGGCUCUGGGCAUGUUGAAGUCUGCACUGUUUCAAUUGCCUACAUAAAUACGAAUGGGUAUAUUAUGAAAACGAAUCCGAUAGACAGCUUUAAAUCGGAAAGUGAUGUUAAUAAAAUGUUAUAUUUUAGUAACUACCUUGAGUCAUACCUACAGCAUUUGUUGAAAAUAACGACAUACGUAAAUUACCUCAUCAAAGCUCUACUUGUUUCGGGUCACAACGGAGCUCCUAAUUAUUCGCGACGCAUGUUAAUAAGAGUUUGACUUGAACCUAGUAAAGCUUUUCUCAGUUAAUUCACGUAAGUAAGUUAUUACUUUCAAUAAUAUUGGAAUGGUUAUAGGGCUACUCCACUACUUACCAAGUCAUUAAAUUACAAUGUAAAGCUUAAUAACCUAGUCAUCGAAACAAAACAAUCGUGGCCGUGGUCAUCAAUGUUGUUAGUUAGAACACGUUAGAAAUCUCAUGACAAUCUCUAGGUAUUUAUUUAGCAAUCUCAAGUCUUAUACAUUUUAAUAAGUACAUACAUACAUAUAUCUCGUUACUAACAGUAUACUAGUAGUAAUCUAGAUGUCAAUUUUAUAAGUAUUUCUGUCGCCGUUUAAUUAAGGUUGCGCGUGACUAUAAAAUUUUGUAGUUUCUAAAAUAUUCGAAUGUCUAAUCUUCGUAAUAUUGCUAUGUAACUCGAUGUAGUAUUUAUAGCGUUCUAGAAUCUGUCAAAUAUAAGUAAUUCUUUAAAUUGCGAGUAUAAAAUUAAAUGUAACACCUCGUAAAAAUAAUUGGCAAUGUUUAGUCUGAAGUAUGUGAUAGUUUUAUCAAAAAGUUGAAUACAAUAUGUAUUGUAUAGUAGCAAAAAGCAUUAUUUUGUAACUAGCUAGCUAGUUUAGAUCCUAUGACAACUGUCAUAAAGUAUAUAAUUUGUGUAGUUUUCUACGAUUGGUGAUGUAUUCGUUGUUAUUAUUUUUAUUUAUUGAUAAAAUUUGGACAAGUAGAUGUCGCUAUAAGCAAAUUUUUUGUUGUAUUUGUGAUAUUUUUACGUAAUAAAUACUGUUACGAAA
Molecule: messenger RNA, 3846 nt
Organism: Spodoptera exigua (beet armyworm)
Lineage: Eukaryota; Metazoa; Arthropoda; Insecta; Lepidoptera; Noctuidae
Source: the annotation of a GenBank genome assembly